CAUUGGCAUUGGGUUUGCGAUCGUAUUAUUGUUAUUAUAAUACUGUGUAUAAAGUGUCCCAACAUUUGGGCUGAAAGACUGGUUUUGGCUGCGAGUGAAGCAAACUUCACACCCGAGACACACAUCGACACACAUCUCACACACUCUCACUCACAGACAUCACAACCACUACUUCAACAAUAAUACUCGGUCAAAGAGUGUUGUAUUGAACGUAUUGUGCGAUCGAUGGGAAGCCGAAGACACCAUCUGGUGAUGUGUGAGAGUCGACGACCCGUUUGUGUCCACUAUUUAUAGAGAUUUACUGUUUUAUGGUUUAUGGAGAGGACAUCGGAUGACAACCGGAUGUUUGCACACAAUGUAUCAAUGCAUUGGUGGCGAAGAUCCUGUUCCCCAACAGGAUAUGUUGCUUAGAUUACCUGCAACCGGACCUACAGUAUUACAGUGCUCUCUGCCUGUGCUCUCAGUGCCCAGCCUUGCAUUUUGCCCAUUCCUUCCCAUUCCUUACAACACAUACGGAGCUAUUCUGUGCACUCCUUCACAAGACAUACACCUCUCUCGCAAUACGAGCGCUGACUCCAGUGCUGGAGCUCUCCAUACACUCCCAUAA
Medioppia subpectinata is the source of this 607-nucleotide messenger RNA. The record is from the annotation of a GenBank genome assembly. Lineage: Eukaryota; Metazoa; Arthropoda; Arachnida; Sarcoptiformes; Oppiidae.